UGCAUGAUGCAAAUGCAACAACAUAGCUGAGCGACGAACGACGAGAGGUAUGUCAUUAGCUCGGUUUCGAUGUAUGCGAGGCAGGCCGCGGGAAGAACUGUGAAGACAAGGAAGCGAGCAGUGACUAAACAGGUGGGGACUGGACAAACCUGUGCGCAGCAAAGUCAGUUAGUCGACGAAACCAGUCGAGAGGUCAGUAGUGAGUGAGACGCAGUGGUGACAAUGGCCAAAGGAAGGGCCACAUCAAAGUGCGGAAUUAUAACAAACAAUUGAGCCGACAGUGUCGAAAAGCGUGAAAAAUUCUUGGCGAAGGGUACAGUGAAACCAGUGGUGUGGAAAUUCGUUCGGUUGAGCCGAAAAAUCGCUGGAAAUUAUCGAUUUAAGAAAAAUUUGUCAUAGUCAUAGUCGACGGCUAGAGAGAGGGAAGAUUAACGCCAUUUCACCGCAGAGAGCAAUUACCAAUACAGGUUCAAAACCGGAUUUGCUGAGCUGAGACCAAGUUGGAGAGACGUCGACACGGAGACGACGACAACACAGAGUCGAGUCCUGAAAGGGAUAAGCACGGUGCCUAUAAUGAACGGUUGAGCCAGGGUGGCUGAAGUGAACGAACCAACGGACGUACGAACGAACGAACGAUCAACAGGCGACCAACAACGAGUGAAUGAGUUUUGCUUCGAAUGAUCGUCGUCGUGGUCGGUGGUUACGACGACUCUUCCACUGCGAGAGGCAACUCAGGCAAGCCCGCCUGAAACUUGUUUCCAUUCCAUCCAACCCGACGCGCGGAGAUCAGAGUUUAGUUAAGUUUGCGCGUUCGGCUACAACAGAUGUGUAAGAAGUGCCGUGCUCCGUCGAGUUCCCGAGACUCCGUGUGUUCAACCUGAGAGCCUCCCCGUGGCCGGGAGUGGCUCUGUGCUAGAGGUGUGUAGAGGUGCUGGAGAAGAGUGUUAUGCUGCUCUGCGGCUGCCAUAUAUGAAGAGAAAGAAGAUAAAGCCCAUAAGAAGAAAUAAAAAUAAAAUUAUACGGCGCGGGGUGCGACUGCCGGUAUGCGGAUAGGAGCGGUUCAACACUGAGCGGAGCCUGCUGACGGAGAUCGGAAACUCCAAGUGUAAAGUGAUGUACGAAGCAAAACUGCAAACGCAACACCGAAGAUGAAGAAGAAACCAAUCGAAAAAAAAAUAUCGCCGAAGAGAUAUUAAAUAGGCCAGUGACUUUGCUUAAGCACACUAAUGUAUGUAUAGUAGAGUAACACACGUACGGGUCCGGUCCGGUCACAUCGAUAUACCAGUUUGAAAGGAAUUCCUCAUGCUUACACACGGAGGCUGCUGAAAAAAGGAUCGAUCCACCCACGUUCACUACCAUGGAGAGCAAAAAGCUGCAACAACUUCAGCAGGCAAACUCCCAUCUUGCACCGAUUCCACAAACGAAGCCUCCAGCGUUUCAACAGCAGAACAACGAAUAUCGACAGACAAGGUCUCCAGUAUUCCAGAAUCAUCCGCAGUAUCAGAGCUUUGCAUCGAACUUUGCUCAGAUCAACUAUCCACACCAAAUACGACCCCAGCCACCACAGCAACAACAGCAGCAGCAACAACAACAGCAGAAACAGCAAUUACAGCAGCAGCAACAACAACAACAACAGCAGCAACAACAUCUCAGCGCACACAGUAGUCCGAAGUCGAACAGUAACAGUCUCUACCUGAGCGAGUACUCGAGCUCCAGUCAUGCCGGGCAACAGCAGCAUCAUCACACGAUCGGAAGUCAUUACCAUUUCGAUCAGAUCUACCAAACGAGUUCCCCUUCUAGCGGUAGCGGAGAGCGAGAACGUUUGUACCAGACGGCACCGAGGUCAACGCAACACCAACAUGCAACAAACCAGCAGCAACCACUCACCAAGCUCGAACUUCAGUUCCAGCAGCUGCAGCGGGAGAAAAUCCAGGCGCAAAUCAAAACCGCAACCGAAGCCCUUGCUCAUCAACAGCAGACGUUCGCCCUACGUCAACAGCUAAAUCCCCCGGUACCGAACUAUCAUCUCAAACAGAAUCUGCUCCAAAACCUAUCGCAACAGCAUCAACAGCAGAUCCAACAGCAACAGCAUCACCAAAACCGCAAUGCUCCACCCUCCAGUCUGAAUCUCACGAGUCACUUUCAACCGGCCCAAGGACCGAUGAAGCUCGCCAAUCCCAACAUCCAUGACUACGGAGCAACAGCCGCCACAAACCAACAUGCCAUGAACGAAGCAUUCUACCAGUCUUCUCAACAGAAGCACAUCCACCCUAAAACUCCCAACAACCUCCAAUCCCCAGCCCCGAACCAGAUCAUCAUCCAGCAGAACAUCCCCGGGCAAGUGGUGAACCAGGCCUGUCAGACGCAAAUCAGCGGCGUGAAACCCCAGUCCCAGACCCAGAAAUCCCCGAACUCCGACUCCCUAUCCUCCCCCUCGCACGAUGGCCUAGAACGUCGGAAAAGCGGCCCCGUACACACCCUAAAAUCCCCCGUCACCAAGCGACCUGCCAACGCCCCGGUCAGUAUGUCCGGCUGGCUGUACAAACAGGGCUCCGACGGCCUCAAAGUCUGGCGAAGACGUUGGUUCGUCCUGGCCGAGUACGUCCUGUACUACUACAAGAGCCAGGAAGAGGAGAAACUCCUUGGUACUGUCCUGCUGCCAUCCUAUAAGAUAUCCGCGUGCUUCCCGGAGGACAAGGUCUAUCGGAAGUUUGCCUUCAAAUGCGAACACACCAACAUGCGAACGUUCGUGUUCGCCGCCGAAACGGCCGAAUCCAUGACGUCCUGGGUCCGGAUGCUAACCCUGGCCACCAUGAUGCAAGGUAGCAGCGAGUCGGAAACUAGUCCUCCAUCGAACAACGCUCGCAGUGGAGAUAACAGCGACUCCGGAAUACAAACCUACCAAUCGCAGGUCUGCAAAACCGGUAUCAUCCAGGCUCCGGUGACGCCAGUUUCCGACAACGGAGGCGGCUCUCAACCGCUCUACGCCAACGCACCACCCAAACCAAGGCGAGCAACCGACGGCGGCUACUCCUCCCCAAGCCCAGAACACCUUCCCGACCGGUACGACCACGAGGUCCAACAGUUGCGAACGAACGACCCGAUCUACGGAGUAAAGUCUCCAGACGCGAUGAACAAUCCCAAUCUCGUACAAACACAAUCACCUCUCAUCAAGCGAGGCUACAACGAUCAGUUAGCGUACGACCCGAGCGCAUAUCCUUCACCAAACGCCGCACAACCAAGCCAUAACUACAACGAUGCCCUCUACGGAAACGCAAAGCGCAUCGAACGAGACUUGUACAUCCAGAAGCUGAUCCAACAGCAACAGCAGCAACAACAACAACUGCAGCAACUGCAACAGCAACAGCAGCACAAACAACAGCUGCAAGCCCUGCAGCAAACUCCCCAGCAACAGCAGCGAGCGUUCACCAACCCGUUCAUGUACCCGAAUGCUGCCCCGAAUGAUCGACGGACGCCGGACACCUACGGUCCACCACGGGCCGCCCUCGAGAAGCACAUGUCCGACUACGAAGACAUCUACAACCUGACGAUGCUGUCGAAGUCGCUUCCACCGAACAUGGGCGGUGACGAUGCGGCGGCAGCGGCUGCUGCUGCAGCAGCAGGUUACCGGCGACCCAUGAGUCCGCUGCGGUAUGAACAGUCGCCUGGACAGAAUCCGACGAUGCCCCAACGCUACACACCGAACUACCUGGAGAACUCACCCGCACAGCAACAGCACGUACAAAUGCGAGCACGUCCGGUGCAGUCGACCAUUCCGCGUCCGCACUCGGCCGACUUCCUGGACUACGAAGCCCGCAAUCCGAUCAAGACGAAGCAGAAGGACGAACCGGCCCGGGCACCUCGGCCCAAGUCCAGCCUGGACAUCAACCGUACUCCGGACAACUACUACUACUCGGAGGCCAGCUACGCGGAGAAGAUGCGCAUGCAGAGUGCGUCCUACCUGCAGAGGGCCAACAUGGGCGCGAUGGCUGGGAAGGUGCGAGGCGAUGAACCGCAAGGAGUCAUGAAUUCCAGCACAGUGCCACGCGACGGGUACUAUGGCGGCCGGAUGGAGUACGGGGAUGAACUACAGCACGGUUCGGCCAGCGUUCCUCGAACUCAACGGAUGACCAUGAACAACCUCAAGAAGUAUCCCUCUCAGCAGGAGCAAUUUCUCCGGUCGGCCAGUGCUCGUCUACCUCGGAAAGAGGAAGAUCCCUCUGCUCGCGACGGCGAACGCAAACGGGAAGAGUCGAUGAAGCGAUUGCUGGAGUGGAAGCAACGGAUGCUCCAAUCGCCGUUGACGCGCAAGAUUUCACAACAACAGCAACAGCAGCAUCAACUGGCGAUGGGAUCCCCGGGUUCUACCGGAGGAGGUAACCCGUUCCUGGUGAAGUCACCGGGACAGAUGGCAAUGGAGGCCGAGAUGUACCUGGAGCAAGAGAAGCACCUUCAACAGCAACACAUGCAGCAAAUGCAGCAGCAGCAGCAGCAACAUCAACAACGGAUGGACAGCAAAACCAACCUGGAGUACAACAGCUAUUCGUCCGACGAUGAAGAUGGAACAGAAAAUACGCCGGCAGGAAGGUCAACCCCCAAUGUUUCCGCUUCCGCGAGUGCAGAGCUUGACAAUAGCGAACCUGUACCCGCUGCUGACGAGUCCGCUCUAGAACCUAACGAACAAUCCCAGCCUCAGCUGGAAAAUUUUGACUCUAGCAACACGGUUGACAACUCUGCCCUAGACCCUGACUCGAACAUUUACGAAAACAACUCCAUAGCGGGCUCAUCCGUUCGGAAGCCCACGACCAAACCUUUGUCCAGCAAUAGCAGUUUCAAAGAGAAACUACUUCCUCUGGAACCCGACUCCAAGUACGUCCCAGUUUAUGACCACAACGCAAUACUCAAAUCUCCAGUGAAGCAACCGACCAAAGCACCCGACAAUACUCCCACGGUAGACAAACAAUCACAAGAUCAUGUCCAACAGGACGAAGAAACCGACGAGAAGUCCUUCGAGUACACCGACGAAGAUCUGGACGAAGCCCUGUUGGCAGACCACAACGAACCGAACGAUACGAAUGAUGACUUGGAUGACGCCAACAAUGAGAGCCAAUCUUUCUACAUGCCGAUGACGCCGAAGAAGCCUAUUCUGAACACUUCGGAAUCCUCCGAUCUUAAGCUGACCGCCAUGGAUAUUCUCAACUCCAUUCAGAAGGGCUCGAUUGACGCCCAGGACGAGAACACCUACAUCGAAAUGACCAACGGUCAAAGCGGAAAGUGCGUAUUCGGAGAUGACCUUCGGUCGACCUAUGAAAUGAUCAUGGUUCAGAACAGUCCACCAAAGUCCGAUCAAGAACCUCUCUAUAUGGAACUGUCUCAGUUGAGUAGCAACUCACUGGAGAAGAAGGAGAAACCCGAGCUUCCCAGUAGUAAUCGCAAGCCUGCUUGCGAGUCCAACACCAGUACACUGAAAAAGAAACAAUCCGAUCGCAACACGUUGAGCAAGAAGCACAGCAAACGCAACGACCUCCCGGAUAUUCUCAAGUCCAACAACAGCUACCUGAAGGACGAUGACAGCUCGGACGCAGAUGACGAAUCCCCAAAGGAUCUGAGCAACUCCAGCAUGAAAACCGCUCGGUCGCGAUUCAGCCUAUCGGAUACCUUCCGUCCGGCUUCGUAUUACCUCGGAGCAAGCAGCAGCACUCCCUUGGGCGAUUGCAUUGACAGCUCGGACAGCGAAAUCGUAUCGCCACCGCCAAUUCCGACGACAGCCCUGCCGCUGGACGAACACAACAGCGACGAAAUGUUUCUGUCGGAGAACUUCGACACCGUCAAACGACGCGACAAAGUCGGAGGAUCGAAAUCCAACUCCCGGUGUUCACUGCUGAAUACCUCCGAUCACCGUCAAUCCAGCCAAACCAAUCUGUCCGACAGCAAGUCACAGUCCGGCAAGCAAUCACACUACGAUUCCAACCGAUCCAGCUUGCAGAGUAACCACUAUCUAGGUUCUUGCUACAACGUGGACACCCGCUAUGAUAACGGAUCGAAUACCUCCUCCGACUACGACCUGUACAAACGACUUCGAGCAGAAGUACCCGCGGAUGACAUCAGCCGUCGAACGUCCACGUCCCUGUCGGAAACGGAGUCCAUCGAGCUGCGGCGAACCAGUUCCAAGAUGGACAUCCACACCCGCAACAAACGUCGACCGAUUUCCGAGGACUCGUUGAACGAGAUCCAGGCCUUGGGGACCUUCAGCCUCGAGGAAACCGUGUCGAACGCCAGCUUUGACCAAUACCUGGGCAAUUUGGAGAACGUGUACGUCAACUCCGACAAACCGAGCAACAGCCGCAUGAGCUGGAUCAACGACAGCCUGACGAAUUUGCCCACAAUGGACGGGUUCAAGAACGGCCACGACAACAACAUCUACUACGAAAACGUGGAAAUUCAGCCGGCGCGACCGAAGCCUAACACAAGCGGUAACCGCACGGAUGAUGAGGUGAAGGCAUUCUACGACUCCUUGGAGGACGUGGCUUCGCACGAGAAGCUGACCCUAUCGCCGCUGAAGGAGAAGAACCUGUCGAUCCACGACGCACGCUGUGAAUCGGAGGAUCUGAUGGCCGCCGGUCGGAGCAAUUUGAACAUCGAGAUAGUGGACUCGGUCACGACGAUGUCCUCUAUGGAUCUGGAUCAGCGGAGUUCGUGCACGGUGUUCGACUUGACGCAGACUACAACCCCGGCGCACAGUCGAGGGAACAGCAAUCUGUCGGAUUCGGCGCCGUACUAUUACUCGGAUCUGCAGAGUAGGGAUUCGUCACUUACGGAUAUUAGCAAGCUGUCGGAUUUUGGGAGGAUUAAGUUUCCGUUGAAGCUGAACAAUCAGCGGGAUGUGGGGGUGAAGAAGGCGGGGAUAUCCCAUAUACACAACCCGAUAAGUCACGUGAAGGCGGCGAACAUUUUGACCGCUGCUGAGAAGGAUCAUGAGAUCGACCAGCGGAACAUUUACGAGUCAGAUCGGAUGAUCGACAAGAACGUGAACAAGAUGUUGGAGGUCUCGCUGUCGUCGAACAGUAAGAACUACUACAGCAACAAGAUGAUGAACAGUAAGCCUAGUCAGCUGGAGGAGCCGCGUAUUAGCGGAGAAGUUAGCUCAUCUACGUCAAUUUUAGCGUCCAUAUUGAAGUCUAGCAAUAGUGCGACUAGCAAUCAGGUGUUGGCAGCGUUGAGCAAUCAACACCCGGCGUCCAAGAGUACGUUGAACAUCGUCACUGAUACUUCGGCCAGUGGUGAUCAGCUUUGGGAAGAGGAUAGUCUGUGGAGAGACAAUCUACGGAGAGCGUCGCAUAUGCACGCAAAGUCGAUGGAAAGCCUGGAUCAUUUGGGAGCAGGUUCUUCCAUGCAGUCCAAGCUGUCUACACUGAAUAGGAAACACUUACAAAGGCAAGCGGGGAAAGCAAUAACGAGGGACGUGACUUACGUCAACGAUGAACUGCUCAACAAGACUCAGCUGUUGAAGAAGCAGCACAAAUCACAAGGUUCUAGCGACGACAAUGACGUUUACGUGCAAUUAGCGAACAAUACGAAUAACGCGACGGACUCGGCGUCUUCCGAUACACAUUCCGACGUGUACGAAGUACUUCGCGACGAGACCAAGUACGACAUUGACAGGGAAAACAUUCGACAGUGGGAUCUGAUGUCCAGUGGACUGGUGAACAGUACGAACAAAAGCUUCGAGACGGAUACGAGAGACCUCUACCGAAGUCAGUCGACCAUGGAAAAGACAAACAGUAGGGAAGGGACGUUGAGGAAGAAGCGAAGUUCUCUGGGUAUGGACGGCUCGUUUCAGUCGGCCAAGGGUACAGUCGCUAGCACAUCUAAAGCAAGCUCGCUAGUGGGUCCCACUGGUAGUAACAUUGAGACUGCUAGUUCCACAACCGUCGAUAGCAAUGAAUAUACGCCAAGUCCCGGGUCCAGCCAUGUCUUUCCAACGUCGUCGGAUGCACAUGUUCACAAAAAGCACAGUAACACAACACACUAACGAACAAUCAAAUAACGGAACGGAAAGCACAGUUUGUUAAGCGAUAGAUUUCUAGGAAGUAUUACUUAAGCAUUCCAUUAAUUCGGUAAGGUCAAACGUAUGUAUUUAUCAUUUCUUUUGUACAUUAAUAUAAAGCAAGGCCAAAUCUAUAUACACUCAAGCAAUUACGAACAAAUGCGAUAUGAUAAAGGACUUCUAGAACAUAGUGUAACCUCAUAAGAGUGAUAUGUUAUUUGACAUGAGUUGAAAUGAUUUCAUAUACACACACGAUGGAAGAUUUGUAAAUAUACAUUUUUUGACAUACAACAGA
This is a messenger RNA of Aedes albopictus (Asian tiger mosquito), 8342 nucleotides long. RefSeq lists its product as uncharacterized. Bases 1358 to 8032 code for a protein of 2224 amino acids. The transcript is spliced from 7 exons. The record is from RefSeq and is a predicted model, not a curated record. Lineage: Eukaryota; Metazoa; Arthropoda; Insecta; Diptera; Culicidae.